AGACGGAGUUGAAACCAUUUGUAUAGAAAAAAGUUUUUUGAUUUUCUUUGUGCAUAGGGGGGAACAAAAGGUCUUAGCCUUUGAUAAUGCUGUGAGCCUUUUUUGGAUCUUUGAAGACGACUCGGUGCGGACGAGGCAUAAAGAGAUGGUAGGCGCCUUCAAAUGACGGCAAUUGAACCUUCUACCCAAAAAAACUCAGCCAAGCAUGUCAACCAACCAUUGGAACAUACCAGAAUCCAAUGAACAAUAAGAGGAAGAUAUAUUCAUGCUGAGCACAACCAGCUUUGUAAAGGAUCAUCAAUUGAAGGAGGCAAAAAGUAAAAUAAUCUUUUUUCUUGGCGGGAAGGAGCGAAUAUCAAUAGACAGGCUAGCGGCAACCCAAACGACAAUAUCUGAAACGUUGGAUAGCAACCCUUAUCCAGGCGAGGGGUAAAGACCUAAACAAAAGGCUUUGCUGUUCUAUCUCUAUUUUUUAUCGCUAUUGUUUUUUAUUUUCCCAAAACAAGCUGUGCCUUUAGAAAAGUAGGAGGGUUUCCUUUUUUAAUUACCAAGUCUCUCCUCAUUUUCUUCUCUUAAGCACGGUUUCCAUUUGUUUAUUUUCUUGCUCCUUCC
Radiomyces spectabilis is the source of this 612-nucleotide messenger RNA. RefSeq lists its product as uncharacterized. The record is from RefSeq and is a predicted model, not a curated record. The coding region runs from base 266 to 433 and encodes 55 amino acids. NCBI's taxonomy places the organism in Eukaryota, Fungi, Mucoromycota, Mucoromycetes, Mucorales, Radiomycetaceae. The transcript has a single exon.